This is a messenger RNA of Schistocerca americana (American grasshopper), 863 nucleotides long. RefSeq names its product doublesex- and mab-3-related transcription factor 2 (gene dmrt11E). The coding region runs from base 25 to 723 and encodes 232 amino acids. The record is from RefSeq and is a predicted model, not a curated record. Gene Ontology annotation, molecular function: RNA polymerase II cis-regulatory region sequence-specific DNA binding; DNA-binding transcription factor activity, RNA polymerase II-specific. Gene Ontology annotation, cellular component: nucleus. The transcript is spliced from 3 exons. Gene Ontology annotation, biological process: regulation of transcription by RNA polymerase II; sex differentiation. NCBI's taxonomy places the organism in Eukaryota, Metazoa, Arthropoda, Insecta, Orthoptera, Acrididae.
GUGGUGGGAAUCCCCGCGGGCGGCAUGGGGGAAGACGGCGGCGCCACAGCCGGCGGGCGAGCGCGGAGGCUUCUGAGGACACCCAAGUGUGCGCGCUGCCGCAACCACGGCGUCAUCUCCAGCCUCAAGGGCCACAAGCGGCUGUGCCGCUGGCGCGAGUGCGCAUGCGCAUCCUGCCAGCUCGUGGUCGAGCGGCAGCGCGUCAUGGCGGCCCAGGUCGCUCUCCGCAGACAGCAGUCGAGCGAGGACAGCCCGGACGUGAGGUCUCGCCUGCAGUCAGCCGAGGCGCUGCUGGCCCAGAAGCGGCUCUACCAGAAGCACCUGCGCUCGCUCCAGCAGAACGCCAUUGCGAGAGACCUUCUACAAGGCGUGGGCCAGGCCGGCGGCCGCCACCCGCUGCUGCCCGCGGCGCUGCGCGACCGCCUCCGCAAGCGGCGCGCCUUCGCCGACCGAGCCCUGGAGGCGGCGCCGCUGCUGCUGCCGCCGCCCCCGCCGGCGCUCCUCCCGGCUCUGGCGGCGACGACGCCGACUACGCUAGCGCCGCCGCCGGCACACCGGGCCGUGACGCAGCUUCCGCUUCCGCUUCCCCUUCCGCCCCCGCGCCUGUUGCUCGCGGCGGACCUGCUGCUCCCGCCGGCCACCGUCGUCACCGCAGUGCCGCCCCCGCCUAGGCCCAAGCCCCGGCUGUCGUUCUCGGUGGAGGCCAUCAUAGGCGUCAAGUAGUGUCGACGCCCACUCUCCCGCGGACACUACAACACAGGAGUACGGACAGAAAAUGUUUCUGACAGUGUGGUUCAACUGCUCUCAUUAUUGUUGUUAUUCUUUGUAUGUAUGUAAUUUAAUGUUACCAAAUAUAAAACACG